AUGUCGGAUUCUGGAAGUUACGGUCAGUCUGGGGGUGAACAGCAAAGUUAUUCUUCCUAUGGAAAUCAAGGCAGCCAAGGUUAUGGACAAGCACCACAAAGCUAUUCUGGCUAUGGACAAACUACUGACUCUUCAUAUGGACAGAACUAUAGCGGCUACUCCAGUUAUGGACAAAGCCAAUCAGGUUAUUCACAGUCCUACAGUGGUUAUGAGAAUCAAAAGCAGAGCUCAUAUAGCCAGCAACCAUCUUAUAAUAACCAGGGACAGCAAAACAUGGAAUCGUCAGGAGGCCAAGGUGGAAGAGCACCUUCAUAUGACCAGUCAGACUAUGGUCAGCAAGAUUCAUAUGACCAGCAGUCAGGCUAUGAUCAACAACAAGGCUCUUAUGAUGAACAGUCAAAUUAUGAUCAGCAGCAUGAUUCCUAUAAUCAAAACCAGCAGUCCUACCAUUCACAAAGGGAAAAUUACAGCCACCACACACAAGAUGACCGUCGUGAUGUGAGUAGGUAUGGAGAAGAUAAUAGAGGAUAUGGCGGGUCACAGGGAGGAGGUAGAGGGCGUGGGGGAUAUGACAAGGAUGGAAGAGGUCCUAUGACAGGAUCAAGUGGUGGUGACCGCGGUGGCUUCAAAAAUUUUGGUGGUCACAGGGAUUAUGGACCCAGACCAGAUGCUGAUUCAGAAUCUGAUAAUUCAGAUAACAACACAAUCUUUGUACAAGGACUUGGGGAGGGUGUGUCUACAGAUCAAGUGGGGGAGUUCUUUAAACAAAUAGGAAUCAUCAAGACAAAUAAGAAGACUGGAAAACCAAUGAUAAAUCUGUACACAGACAAGGACACAGGAAAGCCAAAAGGGGAGGCAACAGUAUCGUUUGAUGACCCGCCUUCAGCUAAGGCAGCCAUUGACUGGUUUGAUGGAAAAGAAUUCCAUGGCAAUAUCAUUAAAGUGUCCUUUGCCACCAGAAGACCUGAAUUCAUGAGAGGAGGUGGAAGUGGAGGUGGGCGGCGAGGCCGUGGAGGAUACAGAGGCCGUGGAGGCUUUCAGGGGAGAGGUGGAGACCCCAAAAGUGGGGACUGGGUUUGCCCUAAUCCGUCCUGUGGAAACAUGAACUUUGCUCGAAGGAAUUCUUGCAACCAGUGCAAUGAGCCCAGACCAGAGGACUCCCGUCCCUCAGGAGGAGAUUUCCGGGGAAGAGGCUAUGGUGGAGAGAGGGGCUACAGAGGCCGUGGGGGCAGAGGUGGAGACCGAGGCGGCUAUGGUGCAGACAGAAGUGGGGGUGGCUAUGGUGGAGACAGAAGUGGCAGCGGUGGCUACGGAGGAGACAGAAGUGGGGGUGGCUAUGGUGGAGACAGAAGUGGGGGUGGCUAUGGUGGGGACCGAGGAGGUGGCUAUGGUGGGGACCGAGGAGGUGGCUAUGGUGGGGACCGUGGUGGGGGCUAUGGAGGAGACCGAGGAGGCGGCUAUGGUGGAGACCGAAGCGGCGGCUAUGGAGGAGACCGAAGCGGCGGCUAUGGAGGGGACCGAAGCGGCGGCUAUGGAGGGGACCGAAGCGGCGGCUAUGGAGGAGACCGAAGCGGAGGCUAUGGAGGGGACCGAGGAGGCUAUGGAGGAGACCGAGGAGGCUAUGGUGGAGACCGAGGAGGCUAUGGAGGAGACCGAGGAGGCUAUGGUGGAGACCGAAGUGGGGGGGGUUAUGGAGGAGACCGUGGUAGUAGCGGUGGCUACGGUGGGGACCGAAGUGGAGGCUAUGGAGGAGACAGGAGUGGUGGUGGCUAUGGAGGAGACCGAGGUGGAGGCUACGGAGGAGACCGAGGUGGCUAUGGAGGCAAAAUGGGAGGAAGAAACGACUACAGAAAUGAUCAGCGCAACCGACCAUACUGA
This is a messenger RNA of Rangifer tarandus platyrhynchus (Svalbard reindeer), 1878 nucleotides long. The record is from the annotation of a GenBank genome assembly. Lineage: Eukaryota; Metazoa; Chordata; Mammalia; Artiodactyla; Cervidae.